AUGAAAUCUGAUGAAGCCGACAUUAUGAACGUAGAUCCAAUCCAGUUGGUAUAUUCCAUUGUUCAAGCUGCUGAAGAAGAUAGUGACAGUGACAGUAACAUCAAUACCAAUACCAAUAUAAAUGAUAAAGAUAAUGGUAAUGGUAAUGAAGAAGAGGAAGACCCUGUCUUGGAUCAGAAUCAAGUCAGAGUAGACUCGGAGCAGCCGCAAUCUCGAUUGGUCCGUGCGGAAACCAAAGAAUUCCUUCAAACCUUGCACAAGUAUUUGGAUUGCCGAAGACAAAUGGAUGCCAAGUAUUUAGAAGUUGAUGAAUUAGAAACCUUGGCCAAAUAUAAUCUCCGCAUUGAUUCCGGAGGCAUCGAAUUGGAUCAUCAUGAUGAUCAAGGAAAGAACCAAACUACUACUAGGUCACUUCGAAUGAGCAAUCCAAAUGUCAGAAAUCAUGGUCCUUCCCUUGGCUUCAAGCAGGAAUACCAACAACAAAGUAUCCAUGGACAAGCAGUACGAACAUUGAACGAAUUAUAUAAAGCGGCAGAAGUUGCCUUUCCUGUCUAUCAAAAUCUGAUUCAUUCCCUCAUUGAUAAGGUUCAUACUCACCACCAAAGUACGAAUGAUGAUGAUGAUAUCCAACUUACCUUUGCUCCUCUCAAGGGCAAGGAUCGAGCCCAAGAAAAAGCCCGAGAUGAUUAUUCCCAACGAACGCCUGAUCCAGGCGUUUCCUGGCUCUUUGACAUUGUCCGCGGCAGUCUGUUCUUUGCUUCGGCCGACCAAAUGAUCGCUACUCUACAAGUCCUACAGGAGGACCCAUCGAUUCAUAUCGUCAAGGCCAAGAAUCGGUUUCGAAAUCCUGGUCUUUCCGGUUAUCGAGACUGGAAUAUUCACAUUCGCAUCCAAGUGAAGAGUACAAAUGAUGACAAUGAUGACGAGGUCACGAGCAAUGACUUUCACCACAUUUGCGAGAUUCAAAUGCAUCAUCAAGCGCUAAAAGUAUUGGAGAAGCAAGUGCACAGUCACCAAUACUACGAGUACUUUCGUUCCUAUUUUGCUGGUGCGACGAGUUCCUUGCAAGAACGAUUGGAUGAUUUGAAACUGAUUGACGAAGGAUUUUCCUUGCAAGAUGGUUUCGAUGAUGAUGCCUUUUUGGAUGCUCUGUUGGAAGGGAAAUCAAAGGAGGAGGCAACAACGGAAGAAGAAGUAGUAAUAGAAGAGGGUGAUAACGACGAAGAAAGGCCAGAAUUGUCCAAAGAGGAAUCUCGGUUGGUUCGAUUGGGAAGACUCUUUCGUUUGCAUCUGAACGAAUUUGAUCUGGCGGUCCGCGUCUAUGGCAAGUUGCUCUCAAUUCAGCUCGACAAGUAUAAUGGAGACAAUCGCCAUGUGCAAAUUGGAUACACCUAUGAUCGUAUAGCAAGCGUCCUAAUCAAGCAAGGAAAAUUCGACGAAGCCAUGAUUCUUCACCACCAUGCGUAUGAAAUCAAAAAGGUGGCCUUGGGCGAACUCGACCCAUCCUUGGGAGAGAGCUCGGUGGAUCUGUUCACGCAAAUCAAGGGAGAAGAGUCCUACGAAGUUGCCUACAUUCUCGGCGGCAUGGGCGCGAUCUAUCGAAAACAGGAAAAAAUGGAAGAAGCCUUGGAACUCUACAAGAAGGCGGUCGAAAUCGACAUUCAGCAGAAUGGAGAAGAUUGCACUUCGGUCGCCUAUGUCUACAACGGCAUGGCGUGGAUAUACAAAUACCAAGGCAAUCUAGACGAAGCCAUGAGGCUCUUUCAGCGGUCUCAUGACAUUAGCAAACGAAUGUAUGGUGAUCAGCAUUCCUCCUUGUGCUUUACGUACAACGGAAUUGCCGAUGUGUUGAAGAAACAAAAUAAGCUGGAGGAAGCACUCAAAGUCUACGAAAAGUCCUUGAGCAUUACCGAACGUCGGAAUGGUAGCCACCAUCCCGCUGUAUUCUUUGUGUAUAGCAAGAUGAGCAAAAUAUUGAAAAAGUUGGGACGAGGAGACGAAGUUUCACACAUAAACCAAACCCUGCAAAAGCGAGAUUCCAAGAGGAACUUCAAGAAUUUGCAGAGGGAUAAAAGUAUAGGAGAAUGUAGAAGUAAUAAGGAAGAUUAA
Messenger RNA from Cylindrotheca closterium, 2109 nucleotides. The record is from the annotation of a GenBank genome assembly. NCBI's taxonomy places the organism in Eukaryota, Bacillariophyta, Bacillariophyceae, Bacillariales, Bacillariaceae.